This is a messenger RNA of Ostrea edulis (European flat oyster), 744 nucleotides long. RefSeq names its product nucleolar protein 58-like. The coding region runs from base 169 to 744 and encodes 191 amino acids. The record is from RefSeq and is a predicted model, not a curated record. The transcript has 4 exons. NCBI's taxonomy places the organism in Eukaryota, Metazoa, Mollusca, Bivalvia, Ostreida, Ostreidae.
UAUAAAGCCUCGCAGCUCAUACAAUUAAGUACAUGUAUUUUCAAAACUGAAGUUUAUUGAUAUUUACAUUCUUAUUUCAUUUCUGUCGUAAUUCCCAGUCGUUAAAAUAGAUAUACUAUAUUUAUCAAGAUUUAUAUUGUUUACAACUUGCAGAGCAUUCAUGAGGAAAUGGUUAUCACUACAAUUGAUAAGAUGAAAUGUAAGUUAAUACUUCGUUUUGAAUUUCAGGAGGAAUGCAUGGAAGAGACCAUUGUGGAAGAGAGCAUUAACGAGGAAGAAACGGAAGAGAUCGCUAAAGACAAAGAAGAUAUCAGUAAAAAGGAGGGCAAGGAAGGGACCAGUAAAGAGGAUUGCAUGGAAGGGAUAUUUAAUGUAGAAGGCAUAGAAGAGACGGAAGGCGUGGUCAUUAAGAAGGAAGACAUAAAGGAGACUAUUCAAGAAACUCAGAGAAUAACACAGUAUGACCACGUGGAUGGAGAAAAUGAAGAGGAGGAAAAUGAAAACCCUUACAUUAGACUGAUGACAAGUCCUUUAAUUCUGGAAGGACUUUUAUUAAAGAAUCAAGAAGACAACACCAAAAAAAGCAGCAAAGAAAGUAAAAUGCCGAGAGACGACGUUGGAACAUUGAGCAAAUUUCUGUCUGCCGAUAAGAAGAAGAAAGGAAAGGAACAGAAAAACCAGGAGAAAAAAGCAAAGAAAGAGAGACGAGUCAUGUUGUUAUUUUUUCAAUUGUUUGGGAGAUAA